This is a messenger RNA of Eimeria tenella, 2046 nucleotides long. Its product is annotated as thrombospondin type 1 domain-containing protein, putative. Lineage: Eukaryota; Apicomplexa; Conoidasida; Eucoccidiorida; Eimeriidae. The record is from RefSeq and is a predicted model, not a curated record. The transcript is spliced from 5 exons. Bases 1 to 2046 code for a protein of 681 amino acids.
AUGUCAGACGCUGAGCAGGCGAGCCAGGCGGGCGAGCUUGGCCCGACACCGCAGGGCAGCCAACAGCUGCAGCAGCAGCAGCUGGAGCAGCGGCAGUGCGCUUCAGAAGAAGCUCCUGGGGAGAGCGGCCAUGACACUGGGGACCCUGGAGAAGCAGAAGAUACUAAUGAGCUCACCCCAAACGACGUAGUCGACACAGAAGUAAACGAGUCAGAUGAACCAGCUGAACCCACGGGAGGGGCACAGACAGAUGGCCCCUCUGCCGAUGGGCCCUCUGCGGAGGGGCUCCCUACCGAGGGGCCCCCUGGCGUCUACGAGGCAGAUGGCGACGUCAGCCACGCUGAGGGCGCUGCUGCCGAUGGGCAGGUUGCUGAAGAAUGGAAUGAAGGGCAGGAGGGGCCCCCAGGAGAAAAGGAGUUCCCCGGGCCAGAAGGGCCCACGGGGGAGGUGCAGCCACGCGGAGAUGAGCAGAACCCAAGAGAGGAGUUGCCUGCAGAAGGAGAGGAGCCACCAGGGGAGGAGGGGCCCCCAGGGGAGGAGGGGCCCCCAGGGGAGGAGGGGCCCCCAAGCGAAGAGGGGCUUCCGGGAGGCGAACAACAGCCAGAAGAAGCACAGCCAGAAAAUGAAGGGGUCCCAGUUGAAGGGAGUCUCCAGAGAGUAGACGGGUCUCAGGCCGGGGUAGUGUCAGAGGGAAGUCCAAGUGAAGAAGCUGAAGGAAUGCAGUCGCCGGAAGCUGCAGCAGCAGCAGCAGCAGCAGCAGCACAGGGAGAAUCAGGAAGCCAGAUCCUAGAGGGCUCACAAGGGGAGGCCUCAGCGAAGAUGGGUUCUAAUUCUGUCAGCCCUCGCGAGGGCAGCGGGGGCUCUCGAGGCAGCAGAAACUUGGAAGGUCCUGACUUAGCAGCAGCAGCUGAUGCAGAAACUGCUGCAGAGGCGGCCCUUGGAGAAGCAGCAGAAGCGGAACUGUUGGGAGGGCCGGCAGCAACUGAGGGGCCCCUCAACAGUCAAGGCAGUGCAGCACAUGUAGAAGAGGAGCAGCAGCAAGAAACUCUGGGGCAGCUUGGCUCUGCUAAUGCGCUGGAGGGAGCAGCAGCAGCAGCGCGGGGCAGUGGGGCUCUCUCGGGUAGCCCUGAAGAGCGAGCAAGAGGGGAAGCUUACGGAGUUGGAGAGUCUUCUCUUGUUCGCCUAGGCUCAAGAGCUGCAGCAGAAGGGCCACUUGAUAUUGCAGUCACAAUGCCAACUCCUGACGGGCUCCGCCGGCGCAGCGUGAGGCGUCCUAGUUCAGUUCUCAGUGGGCAAGGGCUGGGGGGUCCCCCCGAGGCCUCUGCCCAGGGCUUGGCUCCUAUGGGGGACCCCGAAGACCCCGAAAGGGGCCCCCAAGAAAGAAACAGCCACAGCCUUGAAAACCAAGACGGCACCAACGAUGCCUCCUGGGAUUCAUUUGAAGAGUCUUCUCAAGCUGUGCAGGCUCCCACAGACGAAGCUGCUGAGGACAAAAGGCGUGACAAGAUGCUGCUGCUUUGGUUGGGAUCCUUUUCCCUCCUGGUAGCGGUGGCCUUCAUCUGCCUAACUGUAUUCGCAAGCCUCACUGGCAAGAGCCCGCCGGAGGCCCCUGCUCCUCCAGAUGAGACUUGUCAAGCAGGCGAAUGGAGCGAGUGGGUUGUAUGCCCCGCUGCCUGCGGAGAAAGUGAACAAGUGCGGGAGCGGCGAAUCCUGGCGUUGGGUCUAAGUGAGCGGCGAGUGACAUUCUCUGCUUUAGGCACAGACACAGCAACUGGCAAGAAAUACUGGCGUGUGCAGUUCAUAAUUCUAGUUGAUACAACACUUCCAGGCGAAGAUCCAGACGCAGAUCUUGGCCAAGAUCCAGAGCGCGCCUUGCAGUUGCUCGCUGAAAAAGUGAAGAACCCAUCAUUGCCAAUUUACGCCACCUUAGACGGUGUCCUGCCUGGUCUGGAGGCUGACUCGCCCUUUCGUCUGCAGGCCUACAAAGCUAGUCGUGAGUUCAAGAUCCAGCGCAGUGCCAACUUUGAAUACUGUGCACUCUCAUAG